AUGUCCCCAGUGAUUACAGGGCUGGUUUUCAUGGCACUUCUCUUGGCAUUUGAUGCAACAGAGGACAGUGCUCCUGUCUGUCACAUCCUGGGGACCCCAGAGCUCCCUCUGCUUUCUAGAGAGGGAGAACUUGCAAUUGGUGGAGCCUUUUCCAUCCACAGCAAACUCGCACAAACUCUACUCUCAUUUACAGAGAAGCCAAAACGUCUCACUUGUUCUAGUGUCAAUCUUAGAGAGUUCCGUUAUGCUCAGACCAUGAUCUUUGCAAUUGAAGAAAUAAACAAAAGACACUUUCUUCUUCCAAAUAUUUCUCUUGGCUACCGUAUUUAUGACAACUGUGCCUCAACAUUAUCUUCAAUGCGUGUGGCUAUGGCCCUGAUGAAUGGUGAUGACUGGACUGAAGGAAAUCCCUGUUCUGCUCAGUCAGCCGUUCAUGCGAUUAUUGGGGAGUCAGAAUCAUCAUCUACGAUUGUCCUGUCUCGCACCACAGGACCAUUCAGAAUCCCAGUGAUUAGUCAUUCUGCUACUUGUGAGUGUUUAAGCAGCAGGGAGGAGCAUCCUUCUUUCUUUCGGACCAUUGCCAGUGACAUCUAUCAAAGUCAAGCUCUUGCCCAGCUGGUCAAGCAUUUUGGCUGGACCUGGGUUGGAGCAGUCAAUAGUGACAGUGAAUAUGGCAACAGUGGCAUGGCCAUCUUCCUCUCUGCAGCUGAAGAGGAAGGGGUGUGUGUAGAGUACACAGAGAAAUUCAGCAGGGCAGAACCAGACAAACUCCUGAAGGUGGUGGAGGUGAUCAGAAAAAGCACCGCUGUGGUCAUUGUUGCUUUCAUGGCUCACGUAGAGAUGAACAACCUUCUAGAGCAGCUGACUUUGAACAACAUAACAGGACGACAGUUCAUCGGUGUUGAGGCCUGGAUCACUGCUGACAGUCUGGUGACUCCCACCAGCUUCAGUGUGCUGGGAGGUUCCCUGGGUUUUGCUGUGCCAAAUGCUAAUAUCAGUGGCCUGGAGGAAUUUUUAACUAAAGGAUUCUGGGAGACGAAGUUUAAGUGUGUGACAGAAGCAGUACCUUGCAAAGAAAACCAGGAUCUGAUUCUUCUAAAGAAUUCUUACAAUGAUGUAGCAGAGCUCAGAAUGUCCAGUAACAUUUACAAAGCUGUCUAUGCCAUUGCUCAUGCUUUACACAGUAUCCUAAAAUGUUCCUCCAAUCAGGGGUGUGAUAAGACAGUAAAGCUCAUGCCCUGGCAGGUAGUGGAGUCUCUAAAGAAAGUCAAUGUCACCAUUAAUAAUGAGGCCCAGGUUUGGUUUGACAGCACUGGAGCAGCUUUGGCCCAGUAUGAAGUGUUAAACUGGCAGCGUGGACCUGACGGCUCAGUGCAUUUUAAACCUGUCGGGUACUAUGACGAGUCUUUACCUCUGGGUCAGAAGUUUGCCCUGGACACCAAAGCCAUAAUGUGGCCGGAAGGCAGAACAAAGCUGCCUGUGUCAGUUUGCAGUGAAAGCUGCCGCCCAGGAACUCACAAAGUGCUUCAGAAAGGGAAGCCCAUCUGCUGCUAUGACUGUCUGCCAUGUGCAGAGGGAGAAAUCAGCAACACCACAGAUUCUAAUGGUUGCUAUAGGUGUCCUGAAGAGUAUUGGUCCAAUCAGAACAGAGACACAUGCAUAUUGAAAAGUGUUGAAUAUCUCUCCUUUACUGAAGUUAUGGGAGUAGUACUUGUGUUUUUCACGUUGUUGGGUGUCCUUCUCACAUUAAUUGCGGCCACUCUAUUCCUGAUCAAUAAGAACACGCCUUUAGUCAAAGCCAACAACUCUGAGCUGAGCUUCCUGCUGCUCUUCUCCCUGACUCUGUGCUUCCUGUGUUCUCUGACCUUCAUGGGUCGACCCUCUGAGUGGUCCUGCAUGCUGAGACACACAGCAUUCGGCAUCACCUUUGUUCUCUGUAUGUCCUGUGUUCUGGGAAAGACUGUGGUGGUGUUAAUGGCCUUCAGAGCUUCACUUCCAGGCAGUAAUGUGAUGAAGUGGUUUGGACCAACACAGCAGAGACUCAGUGUUCUGUUUUUCACACUCAUACAGGUUAUGAUUUGCCUUUUGUGGCUCAUAUUUAAACCUCCUUUUCCCUUCAAAAAUAUGAAUCAUUAUAAAGAGAAGAUUAUUCUGGAGUGUGCCCUGGGGUCACCUGUAGCCUUUUGGUCUGUGUUAAGCUACAUUGGACUCCUGGCUGCCCUGUGUUUUGUCCUCGCUUUCCUGGCUCGAAAGCUGCCUGAUCAUUUUAAUGAAGCCAAGUUCAUCACCUUCAGCAUGCUGAUAUUCUGUGCAGUGUGGAUCACCUUUAUUCCAGCUUAUGCCAGCUCUCCUGGAAAGUUCACUGUGGCUGUGGAAAUAUUUGCUAUAUUAGCUUCCAGUUAUGGGAUCCUUUUAUGUAUAUUUGCACCAAAGUGCUUUAUUAUUGUACUAAAACCUGAGCUGAACACAAAGAAACACCUCAUGGGGAAACCAUAAACAAUUUAAAACCAAGUCUAAGGCAUCUAUGUUUUUAUCUAAAGGGUGAUGUUCAGUGAUAUCCAACCUUGAACCAUUUAAACCAAAUGUUGUUUAUUAUUUCUUUUUCUUUUUUUUUUUGUUAAAAGUUUUGGUACAGUAGAAACAGGAUAUUUACAUCAUUUACCUUAUCAUUAAAUAAAACUUUCACCAAAUUCUGUAAAAUUGCAGGGGCAUUAGUAAGGCCAAACGACAUCACCAGAUAUUCAAAGUGUGGGUAGUAAAAGCAGUCUUCUAUUUGUCCCUGUUUCUUAUACAAACAAAAUGAUACGCAUUACGCAGUUCUAACUUAGAGAAAAUCUUAGCCCCCCUCUUUUUGUUUUUGUUCUGUCCAGCAGUUUAACAAUCAGCAUAUAUUACGCUGAAUGCCAUAUUGUGAUAGACAGCUUUGCUUUAACAAGAGGGGUAUAUAUAAAAUAUAUAUACUCUUCUUGAUUUAUGGUUUAUUUAAUGGUUUAUUUAACUAAUCCCAAAUAUGUGUGAUGUUGCUGUGUUGGUGGACAGGUUAAGUUUCUGCUUUAGGGUGUGUGUGCGGGAGG
This is a messenger RNA of Betta splendens (Siamese fighting fish), 3074 nucleotides long. Its product is annotated as extracellular calcium-sensing receptor-like. The transcript is spliced from 6 exons. The record is from RefSeq and is a predicted model, not a curated record. Lineage: Eukaryota; Metazoa; Chordata; Actinopteri; Anabantiformes; Osphronemidae. Gene Ontology annotation, cellular component: membrane. Bases 1 to 2496 code for a protein of 831 amino acids. Gene Ontology annotation, biological process: G protein-coupled receptor signaling pathway. Gene Ontology annotation, molecular function: G protein-coupled receptor activity.